AUGUCAAGACCUUCGCUUUCGUCGUCUACUUUUUCGGCAUCGAAUUCAGAUAAUAUUUCUACUUUGUUGGACCCGAGGUACCCGUUCAAAAACAUCGAGUCCAGCCUUUCACGCGACUUGGGACGGAUUCGUAUUGAUGAACAUUACAGCGAUACGACUAUCUCAGUCAAAGGUAAAAAUUAUGCCGUACAUAAAGUCAUCUUAGCUGCUCGCAGUUCGGUUUUUCACGCCAUGUUCAAAAGCAGAAUGCAAGAAAGCAAAGAAAACCACAUAAUCAUUACGGAUAUAGACUCGGACAUCUUUGAAGAAAUGUUACACUAUAUUUAUACGGGAAAGGCUAAUAAUUUAAAAGUAUUAGCGUACGAAUUAUUCUCCGUAGCGGAUAAAUACGAUCUUAAACACUUGAAGACCAUAUGUGAACAAGCUUUGAUCAGGAAUUUAUCAGUAGAUAACGCAGGCAAGAUUUUAACCCUGGCAGAUAUGCAUAAUGCUGAAAUAUUAAAGGUACACACUAUACAAUUCAUCAAACGAAAUGCUGCCAACGGUAACUGCAAGGAUUUCAGGAAUACAGACCUUUGGAAGAUUUUAUCUACGUCUGGUCCUGACUUGAUGAGAGAUAUGCUGGCUGCAUUCUUUGAAUAA
Molecule: messenger RNA, 642 nt
Organism: Planococcus citri (citrus mealybug)
Lineage: Eukaryota; Metazoa; Arthropoda; Insecta; Hemiptera; Pseudococcidae
Product: speckle-type POZ protein B-like
Exons: 1
Coding region: 1-642 (213 amino acids)
Biological process (GO): regulation of proteolysis; proteasome-mediated ubiquitin-dependent protein catabolic process
Cellular component (GO): cytoplasm
Molecular function (GO): ubiquitin protein ligase binding
Source: RefSeq, a predicted model, not a curated record